Diachasmimorpha longicaudata is the source of this 1531-nucleotide messenger RNA. RefSeq names its product odorant receptor 43b-like. The coding region runs from base 81 to 1304 and encodes 407 amino acids. The transcript has 8 exons. Gene Ontology annotation, biological process: sensory perception of smell; detection of chemical stimulus involved in sensory perception of smell. Gene Ontology annotation, molecular function: olfactory receptor activity; odorant binding. Gene Ontology annotation, cellular component: plasma membrane. Lineage: Eukaryota; Metazoa; Arthropoda; Insecta; Hymenoptera; Braconidae. The record is from RefSeq and is a predicted model, not a curated record.
CCCUGGUGAAAAACACGACAGUCAUUUGUACUCGGGGCUUCUUUGUAUGAAGACUAAUCCCUCAAAGAGGAGUUCUGACUAUGGUUGACAAACUAUUACUCCCCGAUUCACAUUACGUUGCAUUCAGUCUCAAAUGUCUUACAUUUUGUGGCUUAUGGAAUCCAUACAGUGAUUAUCGAAAAUGGCUCUACAAUACUUAUACAAUCGUGGUAAUUUUGCUAAUGCCAUUGACAAGAAUUAAUGGCUAUAUUAUGGCAGCUCGGAGCUUACACCAUAACUUCCUACAACAGACACUGAUGUUGUUUAUGGUAUCGGUGUUUAUUGUUGGUUUCCUUAAACAUAUGAAUCUUCUGUGGCAUCGAUCAGAUAUUAAAUUCAUUGCUGCUGUACUCACUUGGGAGAGAUCUACGGUCUCCUCAACUGGAGUUGCGCUUUACAGGAACAAAGUUGUAACGAAAACCAUGAAAAUAACCAGGAGCAUCACUGUGAUAUGGCUGUGGCUUGUGAUUUUGGAUCUACCGUUGUUUUAUCGUGACAAUCUGCAGGAAGAUCAUAGAUCAAUCGAUGAUUUACCAAUAAGCUUUACACCAUUGCGAAAGUUGUUGGAGCACGUCGAUUUUUUUGUUGUGUUAGCAAUUGAUUACUUAACAUUAGUAAUGUUUUGUUGGUCAGUUAUUUCUAAUGACUGCCUGUUCCUGACUCUCAUGCUGCACAUCGAAACACAAUUAAAAAUUCUCAACUUCCGUCUCGAGACAGGUACAACUGCUGAUCAACCGAUUAUCAAUUUCGAAACCUCCGAGAAAAAUACGAGUGCUCCACAUUCUGUUCCAAAUCAGCAACUCAUCAUUUGUAUUCGGCAUUAUCAGAACAUUUUUCGAAUGAUGCGGGUAAUGAAAAGAGUGUACGCAUCAAUUCUAUUGCCGCAGUUAUUAUCAAGUAUAACUCUGCUAACUGUCGUCGGAAUUCACGUAUUCGUGACGAAAACAGUAAAUCUCAACGAUCCAACAUCUUCAAUAGUUGUUAUUUUGACUCUGUCCAGCGCUAUGAUUCAAUUGGGAAUCUACUGUUUAGGUGGCAACAGUAUUAUUGUAGAAAGUAAUCUUACGAGUGUAGCCGCAUAUCAUUGUCAAUGGUAUAUAGAAGAUGCCGGAUUUAAAACGAAUUUGAUAAUUUUUUUAUCAAUGGUUAAAGAGCCACUUUCUAUCAGAGCAGCUGGGGUCUUCGAAGUUUCAUUUGUUACAUUGAAAAGUGUACUAGCAAAGUCUUACUCCGCAAUGGCGGUUUUACAGAGAGCCGCUGUAUGAAACACACUGUGAAAUACAUAUACUGGACUGAGUACAUUGCACAGUAUAUCUUGACAUUCAAAUUUUGAGGAGACAAUUUAGUUAUAUUUUUAUUGUUGGAAUGAUGAUGAUAACGCAUGAUUUCUUCAUUGAGGACCGAAGUUAAUUGACUUUUGUUGAUGGAAGAAGACCCCACGCCCAGCAAUGUAAUAUAGACUCUUAGCUGAAUUACAUAUUGAUUGUAGUUA